AUGAAUUGUCUCUACUGUUCAACGUACUACCCUCAAGGCAAUGGUGUCAUAGAGGCCUUUCAUCAGUAUCUCAAUAAGUCUGUUAGCGCGUUUGUGUCGACAACAGACUGGAGUUUCAAGGAGAUCGUUGCCUCUGCCAUGUUGGCCUAUCGUUCUACGCCGCACCCAACUACUGGCGAGUCAUCGUAUCGGAUCGUCACCGGUGCAGACUUGGUUCUACCUCACUUCCAAGAAUGGCACAAGUUCGAGACUUACAUAACGGAUGUGAUUCCGCGUCUCAAGCUAUUGAACACGUUCCGACAGGAUGCCCUCAACCACACUUUGUCUUCAGUCAGCAAAGGACGACCUCCUGUGAAGAAGGAAAUCUACGUCGGAGAUACGGUGGUGGUGCUCUUGCGUGGGAAGAUGCUGGCUACCAUACAGCAACGCUUCGGAGUCAGUAAGCUCAUUCCCACAUGGUCGGAGCCUUGCCGAGUGACCGCGCUAAAAGAUAACAACGUGGUCACGCAGUCUGUGUGGCACAAGGACUUAGUGUAUGAAGCUCCUCUUUCGGAGGUCAUGAAGAUAGGACGGAUUCCGGUGGAUCUUCGAGCACUCACAAUACGAGAAAUUAACUCUGACCAUGACGGGCAUAUACCACGAGAUACCGAUCCGCUACGGCGUGCCAACCCUUGUGAGUCUAGGCCGAGCAUCCCGCGUGGAAGUCAACCCGAGCAGAGACCUAUGAUCCGGCCGUUCACUGGCAGAAGGAAAUCUUCCCUCGAUCGACUACUGAUGAAGGAAGCAGGAGACCCAAGAUUUCAUUUCGCCUUGGUACCCCGCGACUCUUAA
Molecule: messenger RNA, 831 nt
Organism: Gregarina niphandrodes
Lineage: Eukaryota; Apicomplexa; Conoidasida; Eugregarinorida; Gregarinidae
Exons: 1
Coding region: 1-831 (276 amino acids)
Molecular function (GO): nucleic acid binding
Source: RefSeq, a predicted model, not a curated record